Messenger RNA from Lolium rigidum, 1434 nucleotides. RefSeq lists its product as uncharacterized. Lineage: Eukaryota; Viridiplantae; Streptophyta; Magnoliopsida; Poales; Poaceae. The transcript has a single exon. Gene Ontology annotation, molecular function: protein binding. Bases 1 to 1434 code for a protein of 477 amino acids. The record is from RefSeq and is a predicted model, not a curated record.
AUGGACGCCAAUGAUCUAGCCAUCUACUCCGUAGGCAGCACCGUGCCGCGGCUGCGCGAGGACUCUCCACGCCGGCAGAUGGCGUCGUUGCCGGCGCAGCUCCCGAACGUUCUGAUCUACUGCGGCAUCCUCGUCCGGCUCCCUUUCCGCCUGUUCAUCCGCCUCGCGGUUAAGGCAUGGCGCCAUCACAUCCUCGGCGGCGGGACGGUGCGGCGGCUCCGGGAAGAUUCUCCCGGCCCGCAGAUCGUGUCUCCGGCGGUGCAGCUACCAGACGAUCUGAUCUACCUUAGCAUCCUCCCCCGCCUCCCCUUCCGCCAGCUCCUCCGCGCCGCCGCCGUCUGCAAGGCGUGGCGCCAGCUCAUCCUCGGCGACCCCGCCUUCGCCCGCAUGCAGGCGCGGUGCCCCUCGCCGGCCUCCGCUGUUCUCGCUCGCUACCACGGGGGACGCCUCGAGGCCCUCUGCCCCGGCGCCGUUGGCCCGCCAGACGCAUCGCUCUCCUUCCUCCCCGUUGUCGUUGCCAACGCGGAGGCGAAGCUCCGGUUCUGCUCCGUCACGAGAGGCCUCUUGUGCUUAAUGGCCAACGCGAUCGGUGGCCGUGACAGCGCCACCAUCUUCGUCGUCAACCCGGCGACCCGCGCGUUCCGCGCCGUCCCGUACGCCGGAGACGGCCGCUUCAUGCCCUGCCUCGCGUACGAUCCGUCCAUGGUGCACCAUAACGGAUACCACAUCGUCCUCCCCGCCCAGGUAACAUCGGAGUUAUGGAGGUUCUGGAGCUUCUCGUCGGCAGCGUCGAGCGGCGGUGGUUGGCGUUUGUCAGGCGCGGAGGUGCGCCUGACUCCGUCUGACUUCGUCGUAUCGAAGCCGUUGUACUUGGGCGGGCGCGCGCACUGGCUCUGCGAACGGGGCGGCAUGGUGUGGCACGACGCCAUGGCUGAUGCGGCGGGCGCUCUGCCGCGGCCGACGCUGAUCCCCGGAGAACAAGGACCGUGCCUGGAGGGCAGGAAAGUGCUGGUGGCGUGGCACGGGCGAAUCGGGAUAGUGUCUGCGGGCCUCGCCACCGGGCUGGCCGUAUGGGCGCUAUCAUCCUCAUCGUCGCCGGCGCAGUGGGAGAUGGUGCACAGGAGAAGCUGGGACGAGAUCCCCGGCGUGGCUCCCCCAGCGUCGUGCUUCAUGUGGUCAUUGUCGGUGGUGCCGGCUGGCAUGGAGGGCGGCGGGGAGAAGGCGCUGGGCCUGGCGGUGCGGAUGGCACACGGGCAGCACGGCGUCGACGGCGCCGGUGGUGAGGAGGAGGAGGUGGUGUGGCGUCGAGAGUUGCUGCGCUACGACAUAAGCACGGGAGCCACCGCGGUGGUGGCAGAGCUGGUCGGGAGGGACAAACACGACGACUUUGGCGCCGUCUUCUGCUACCACUCCAGCAUGGCGCCGCUGGACUAG